AUGGCACCCCUCCACAAGAAAUCAAAGAAGAAACCCAAACAAGUGAGCCUGGUUGUCCCUGUUGAACCCAAACCCAAUGAAAUUGAUUGGUGGCAAUCUUUCUGGCACAAAAAUUCCACUGCCCCUGGAUACUCAGUACCUAAUGAUGAGGCACAAGGGUUUAAGUAUUUCUUUAGAGUUUCAAAGACUACAUUUGAUUACAUAUGUUCUCUUGUAAGGGAGGAUCUCAUUUCGAGGCCGCCGUCGGGUCUUAUCAAUAUCGAGGGAAGGCUUCUUAGUGUUGAGAAGCAGGUUGCUAUUGCACUUAGAAGGUUGGCAUCUGGUGAGUCUCAGGUCUCGGUUGGAGCUUCUUUUGGAGUCGGUCAGUCCACGGUUUCUCAGGUCACUUGGAGAUUCAUUGAAGCGCUCGAGGAACGUGCUAAACGUCAUCUCAGUUGGCCGGAUUUUGAUAGAAUGCAGGAAAUCAAGUUUGGUUUCGAAGCGUCUUGUGGUUUGCCUAAUUGCUGUGGUGCCAUUGAUGCAACACAUGUCAUGAUGACACUUCCGGCAGUCCAAACCUCAGAUGAUUGGUGUGAUCAAGAAAAGAAUUACAGCAUGUUGUUACAAGGAAUUGUUGAUCAUGAAAUGAGGUUCAUUGAUAUUGUCACUGGUUUGCCUGGUGGCAUGACGUUUUCAAGAUUAUUGAAGUGUUCGUCGUUUUUCAAACUCUCGCAAAAUGGAGAGCGUUUGAAUGGAAAUGUAAGAACUUUAGAUGGAGAUGUGAUGAGAGAAUAUGUAGUUGGUGGGUAUAGUUAUCCUCUUCUUCCGUGGCUUAUGACACCUUAUGAAACUAAUGGUAUAUCAGAUUCACAGUUCACUUUUAAUAACAAACAUGAAGCUGCAAGAUUACUUGCAGUGAGGGCGUUUUCGCUGUUGAAGGGAAGUUGGAGGAUCCUUAGUAAGGUUAUGUGGAGACCGGAUAAGAGGAAAUUGCCAAGCAUUAUCUUGACUUGUUGUUUGCUUCAUAAUAUAGUUAUUGAUUGCAGAGACACCAUAGAUCUAGAGGUUGCAUUGUCUGGUCAUCAUGAUUCAGGAUAUCGAGAACAGUAUUGCAAGCAAGUUGAUCCUUCAGGAAAGAUCGUACGAGAAAAUUUGGCCAAACAUUUACAUCAUGGAGUGCAACUAGAUGCUAAUGGCACUUCUGCUGUUCAUCUUAUUUAG
This is a messenger RNA of Lathyrus sativus (Indian pea), 1200 nucleotides long. NCBI's taxonomy places the organism in Eukaryota, Viridiplantae, Streptophyta, Magnoliopsida, Fabales, Fabaceae. The record is from the annotation of a GenBank genome assembly.